Messenger RNA from Gadus chalcogrammus (walleye pollock), 2735 nucleotides. RefSeq names its product putative nuclease HARBI1. Lineage: Eukaryota; Metazoa; Chordata; Actinopteri; Gadiformes; Gadidae. The record is from RefSeq and is a predicted model, not a curated record. Bases 1039 to 2256 code for a protein of 405 amino acids. The transcript has 2 exons.
UUAUCUUUAUGUAGCACAACAUCAAAACAGAAAUCAAAUAGAGGUGGUCCGGAACAAACUCUUAAAUGUACAGACAACAAAAUGGAACAACUACACCAACAAGGAACGACUGAUGGAGCCUCUGGUCGGGUGGUCAUCCGUCAAACUGGCUGGGUCUAGAGAAAGAGACAGGGUUAGAGGCACAGCAAGAGAGGGUUAGGAGAUAAAGAUGGUGGGAGAGAGGGAGACACAAUAAUAAUGACAUUAGUAAUUGACUAAUAAUAGCACCCACAGCCGCUGCUUUGCGUCAGAGGAGAAGGUCGAUCAGUGACCUUCGGACAAGGAUGCUCUGGUACAUUGAGAGGGAGACACAGCAACAAUAACAUAACAAACAGUAACAAUAACAUUAGUAAUUGACUAACAGUAGCACCCAUAACCGUGCUACUAUAAUGCCUCGUUUCCACCGAGUAGAGCGGGUCGGAUCGGAGUGGUUCGGUCCGGGUAGUUUGGCUUUUCAUUUGCCAAAAGUUGGGUAGGGUACGGUUUAAGUGCACCUAACCGCUCUGAGCCGCUCCUAAUCUCAGUACUCCUCCAUUGGGGUACUUGCCGCCUGAAAAAAAAAGGCGGACCUACACACUGCCGUCAUUUGAUUGGUCGAAAGAAUAAUUUCCGCCAUGUGUAGUCACCUCGGCAAGAGUGAAGAGAGUCUUGUGUUUUGGCGAAAAAUGUAAUCGCAGCACGACUAUUGUGUGGUGCUUUUCUUCGUCAUUAAAUUAAUCAGUUGGUUACACUGUGUCCCCCUGCUACGAUGUCACGUAGUGUUGAAGAUUAAUCGAGAUAUAAACACUUAGACUAAGGCCGAAUCUCGAUUCUUCCCCUUGCCCCUUUUGCUUUGUCUUUGUCUUUGUCUUAACCCUAGCACUUGCAAGUGUAAGGGCCAAGGGCUGAGAUCUUUCCCCUAUGAAAUGAGACGCCACUCGGUUUCGGGUACGUCACUUGGUUUCGGGUACGUCAUCAUUCAUCGUCGCCAGCUGGCUGCCCCGUCACCAGAGCGCCGAAAUGCCAAUAAAAGCCAGAGAAGAAGAGCGCCGGAAUCAAAUCACUUCGAAGAUGCCGUCUGCAAGUGCGUGCGUGUCCAUUGCGAUGUUUUUGGUUCUUUUUUUGCGAUUGUCUGCAAGAAAUCGCAGACUUCAAGCAAGGAGAAGAGGUCUACGACGCCUCCAAGUGCUGUUGGAUGAAACUUUGAUUGGUGCUCCGGCCAGAUACUGUGCCUUAAACCUGAACAUGCCUGUACUGCGCAUUUGGUUGGAUGUGGAGUCGGAGCUGAGGCAGGAUUUCCGCCUCAGCAGAACAGCAAUGCGCAGUUUACAGAGGCUUUUGCACAGGGAGCAGGACCAUGGCUGGGGUAAAGAUUUGGAAGUCCUCAUCUACACCUAUUGGCUAGCACAUGGACUCUCUUACCGGGUGGUGUCCCGUGUCUUCAACGUGCCAAAGCCUACAGUUCACCGCAUCAUCCACAGAGUGGCCCAGAACAUAUGGGACAAUCUGGGCAGAGCAAUCAGCUUUCCUCCAACAGCGAACCUGCCCGCAGUUGGUCAGGGAUUUGCUAACAUUUCGGGAACCCCUGCAUUCCACAAUGUGGUUGGAGCUAUCGACGGCAGCCACAUCCGAAUCAAACCUCCACAGCGUCACAGAUUGGACUAUUUGAAUUACAAAGGUUUUUACUCAGUAAACAUGCAGGCAAUAUGUGACUCUAAUGGGAGGUUUCUGGACAUUUAUGUGGGGUACCCGGGAUCUGUCCACGAUACACGUGUUAUGAAAAAUAGCACUUUUUAUACUGCAAGACGGUAUCCCCCAGCGGGCUACAUCCUUCUGGGUGAUGGUGGGUAUCCCUGUCUGGAAACUCCAAUUUGCCUCAUCACUCCAUUCAAGGAGCCAGUGCAAGGACAAGUACAGCAGAGGUUCAAUUACCACCAGGCAAAGGGGCGCAGCAUAAUUGAGAGGGCGUUUGGAAUGAUGAAGACCAGGUGGAGGUCGACACUUUUCAGGGCUUUAGAGGUGAAGCCCACAUUUGCACCACAGGUCAUCGCUUCAUGUGCCUUUUUGCACAAUGUGUGUAUGGACAAUGGUGACACUCUGGUUCCAGAUGAGGACAUUUUAGGAGAUCGGCACGACCCCCAACCUCCCCGUGAACCCAUGGCAUACAACGAAACCUCUGGGAAUGAUGUCAGAAACAGACUGGCUGCCCAAGUUUCAGGCAAUGCACAAGCCCCAUGAUGAUGACAAUUGUCAUAUGUAUAUAUGUAUAUAUUUUACAUUUCUUUUGUGUUCACGUUGGUGGUGGUGGUGGUUGUUUUUUACAUGAGUGUAGAUGUUAUCUGUAUAAGUCUGAUUGCAAUAAAUCAUUUCAUACACAGUGCAUAGUGUUUUGUGUAUCUGUUUGUCACCAGUCAUCUGUUUUGAAUGGCAUUAAUGUUCAGAAACACUUUGUAAACAAAAUUAUUUUUAAAUAAAAUUAACAUAAACAUAACACAAAAAAUAUAUAUGUACAACAAUAACGACUGAACUGCAAAAAAUGAACAAAUGAACAAACAACCAAAAUAACCCCUACAUUUUGUCAACCAUUUUUUCGAAAAGACUCAAGAGACGGUCUGUUUUCUCCUGACUUUAUGUGUGCCGUCUUUUCUCCUCUUCGUUUCGCCUCUCCUCUUUUGCUGAUUCCUCUACUAGGAAUUCCAGUACUGGAUUGUUGUUGU